UGAUUUAUUUACGAAAAUGCUAUUAGAUAAACAAAUUAGAUGAACUUGUAUUUUCUCAAUAAAUCUUGCCAUUGUUACAAUCGAGUACAACAUCGAAAUUUAGUUGUCACAUAUCUCAACUCGUAUUGAGAUAUCACACCCUCUAUUUUGAACAAGUUCAGAUAAAUUUAGAAGUAUUUCUUAAUUAACAAUCUGUACCUUCAUUAUACAAGUAAUAAUUUAAUUAUGUUGCUCUACCCCAAAAAAUGUUACCCUCCCAAGAAAAGUAAAAAAAAAAAGUGUAGAAAGCGGCUGUGAGGAAAUCCAAGGAAAACGGUUAGAUUCCCAUUGAAUGAGGUCAUAAAUCCUGAGUAAACGCACGUUUAUGACUACUUGACACCUCACUCCUUUCCCUCGUAAAUCUCAAACCUAUAAAACGACACCGUCUUCUCCGCCGUGCUAUCUUUGUCUUUUUUUUGAAAUUCCCAUUUUACCCUCUUUUCUCUCCCUCAUCAACUUUAAAUUCCAGGGUCAUUUUGGGAAAUCAAAAAAAUUCUCUCUCCUAAAAUUACCCCCUCCUCUGAAAAAGUCAUGUGCCAACUGUGCUCUGUUUAUAGUCCUUUGCUCUGUUUCUCCUCUUCAACUCCACUAUCUUCCUGCCACAUUGUGAAUGCACCAUUUACGACGUCGUUUUCCAUAUUUGUACAAUUUGCAGGUACUAGCUUUAGACUCUACUACUAGUAGCAGCUGAAAAUAUGGUUGAGCUUAUUUUGCCAAGUUUAUACAACAAAAACAAUUAAAACUUUUUAAAUAAAUUUCUUAAAGAGGAAAAAAUGGCGGAGCAGCCGAUGCCAAAGUCACCUCCUAGUUUGUACGCCAAGCGCCGCCACCAAGCCAAACUUCAGGUUUUGGAGAGAGAAAUUGGUUUUCUUGAGGAAGAGUUGAAGUCACUUGACAACGUUCAACCUACUUCUAGAAGCUGCAAAGAGAUCAAUGACUUCGUAGCAACAAAACCAGAUCCCUUGAUAACUGUAAAUCAGCAGAAAUCUAGUCAGUCAGACUGUUCGUGUUCAUGGAGAAUCAGUGGAUGCAGUCGAUCAGAUAAGGAGCAUCAUGAUCAACAACCACGAAAAAGUUGCUGUUGCUCGAGGAAGAGUUGUUGUCGUCCUAAAUGUUGUGGCAUAAAAGGUUGUUCAUGUUUCCCUCAGAAUUGUUGCUUAUUCAAGUUGUGCUCUAGUAAUUGUUGUUGUAAGGUAAAACUUUGCCACAAUUGUGUACCAAGCUGUUGUGGUUCUUGCUGCUGAAA
Messenger RNA from Chenopodium quinoa (quinoa), 1285 nucleotides. RefSeq names its product guanine nucleotide-binding protein subunit gamma 3-like. Lineage: Eukaryota; Viridiplantae; Streptophyta; Magnoliopsida; Caryophyllales; Amaranthaceae. The transcript is spliced from 5 exons. The record is from RefSeq and is a predicted model, not a curated record. The coding region runs from base 813 to 1283 and encodes 156 amino acids.